AUGUACUUCUUCCUGGGGAACUUGUCCUGCGUGGAGAUCUGCUACACCUCCACCAUCCUGCCCAGGAUGUUGGCCCGUCUCCUGACUGGGGACAGAACCAUCUCAGUCAGUGGCUGCAUCACACAAAUUUACUUCUUUGGUGUUCUGGCAGCUACAGAAUGCUAUCUUCUAGCAGCGAUGUCUUAUGAUCGAUAUUUAGCGAUAUGUAAACCCCUGCACUAUUCAGCUCUGAUGAAUGACAGGUUUUGCCUCCACUUGGCGGCUGGAUCCUGGUUAAAUGGUUGCUUGGCUACAACCAUCUUUAUAUUAUUCCUGUCACAGUUAAUAUUCUGUGGCCUGAAUGAAAUUGACAAUUUCUACUGUGAUGUCAUCCCAGUGAUAAAACUCGCCUGCAGUGACACACACUUGAUGGUGUUGCUGGAUUUUAUCCUAGCAGGUGUAUUCACCCUGCCUCCAUUCUUACUAACCCUGACAUCCUAUGUGUGUAUCAUCGCCACUAUCCUGAGAAUCCCGUCCACCACUGGGAGGUACAAAGCCUUUUCCACCUGCUACUCGCACCUCAUUGUGGUGACAAUUUACUAUGGAACGCUAAUGAGUGUCUCCAUGCUACCGACACUCGAUACACUGAGAGUGUUAAAGAAAGUGCUCUCCCUUUGCUACACGGUCCUGACUCCCCUGGUGAACCCCCUCAUCUAUAGCCUGAGAAACAAAGAGACAAUGAAAUCUGGUAAUGAAAUUCUGACAGCCUAA
Messenger RNA from Chrysemys picta bellii (western painted turtle), 750 nucleotides. RefSeq names its product olfactory receptor 6N1-like. Gene Ontology annotation, molecular function: odorant binding; olfactory receptor activity; G protein-coupled receptor activity. Lineage: Eukaryota; Metazoa; Chordata; Testudines; Emydidae. Gene Ontology annotation, cellular component: membrane. Gene Ontology annotation, biological process: G protein-coupled receptor signaling pathway. The record is from RefSeq and is a predicted model, not a curated record.